Molecule: messenger RNA, 4564 nt
Organism: Guyanagaster necrorhizus
Lineage: Eukaryota; Fungi; Basidiomycota; Agaricomycetes; Agaricales; Physalacriaceae
Product: P-loop containing nucleoside triphosphate hydrolase protein
Exons: 6
Coding region: 95-4564 (1489 amino acids)
Biological process (GO): siRNA processing
Cellular component (GO): nucleus; cytoplasm
Molecular function (GO): RNA binding; ribonuclease III activity; ATP binding
Source: RefSeq, a predicted model, not a curated record
AACCUUUUACCUCCAAUCGUUGACGAUCUUUGACGAUCUGAAUACAUCACUAACUUUCUUUAUAGGUUAUCUAUCAUUUGUGAUAUAGAAAUCAAUGACGUCGUCCGUCGAUGCUGCACAAGAUGCAAUCGUACACACGAGAGGCUACCAGCAGGAGAUGCUCGAUGAGAGUCUCAAGAGGAACAUUAUCAUAGCGAUGGACACAGGUUCUGGAAAGACGCAUAUCGCAGUGCUGCGGCUGAAGAUUGAAGUCGAGCGAGAGCCGCGCAAGAUAUCGUGGUUUCUAGCUCCCACUGUUGCGUUAUCGAAGCAGCAGUUCCGCGUCAUCCGGGACGCAGUUCCUGUAUCUGUCGGCCUCGUAUCGGGAUCGUUCGAACCGAACCAGUCGAAGGACGCAUCCUUGUGGCGGAGGGUCAUUGAGACCCAUCGGAUCGUGGUAUCGACCCCACAGGUGCUUCUGGAUGCCUUACGGCAUAGCUACAUCCAAAUGGGACGCGACAUUGGAUUAAUGAUCUUCGAUGAAGCGCAUCAUACUGUGGACAAGGCACCAUACAACAUGAUCAUGAAGGAGUUCUACUUUUGCCUCUUGCCACGAGACACGUCCAAUCUCGACCCUCGAUACGCUAGGCCGAUGAUUUUGGGCUUGACGGCUAGUCCUAUAUACGGGGGAGAUAUUGCGAAAGCCUUCCGUGAAAUAGAAGGGAACCUCGACAGUGUCAUUCUCACUCCACGCCGCAGUCGCGACGAAUUGGCAAAACACGUCCAUCGACCUGUUUUCAAGCACGUCAGAUACGAGGCACCAGACGAUGCUCUGUUUUCGACCAACUUGGCCAGUCUACAGCGAGUUAUAGGUACGCUCGACAUUGAAAAAGAUCCGUCUAUUGUUUCUCUUCGCCUCGACCUCGCCAGGGCAUCCCCUAAUUCGUCUGAGUACCGAUUUGACCAAAAAUUGUUAGAGACCAUUCUCAAAGAAAACACGUUCACAUACCAGGGUCUUCGCGAUUUCGAGCGCACGGCCGGGGAUAUCCUUUCCGACCUGGGUGCUUGGGCGGCAGAUUGGUACGUUUGGACGGUGUUAGAGCAAGCCAAAAGGGCCUGCCAAGGUGAUGAAAUGAUGCCUUCCCGGAAAACACAGGAGAAGAAGUAUAUGCUGGGCCUCCUAAACCAAGUUAAUGUUUGCCCGGUGUCUUACUACGCAUAUGACAUCGUCGAGGACUCGUCUCAAAAAGUGGCGGAACUCGUGAAUGCACUAUUGCGAGAGAAACAGGAUUUCGAGGAAGACGAUGAGGCGUUUAGCGGUCUUGUGUUUGUUACCCGUCGUGAUGCGGUUCUAGCGCUCACGGAGAUCCUCACACACCAUCCUGACACGAAGGAGCUGUUCAAAAUUGGAAGCUUAUUGGGGACAUCUGGCGGUAGCUAUCGGCAUUCGUUCUUGAACCUAACGCGCAAGCUGCUAAAACAGUCGCAGGAGGAGACACUGAGGGAUUUCAGGCGAGGGGAGAAGAAUCUUAUCAUCUCGACAUCGGUUGCCGAGGAGGGCAUUGAUGUCCAGGCGUGUGGAUGUGUUAUACGCUGGGACCCGCCACCGAACAUGGUGUCCUGGUUGCAAAGCCGAGGAAGGGCGCGUCAGAAGCGUAGCACGUUCAUUGUCAUGUUCCAACGAGGCGGAUCAGGUGAGGAUGAGGUUCUGAAGUGGGAGAGCACGGAAGCGGAGGUGCUACGCCUAUGCAAUGAACCAGAGAGAGUCAUGACGGCUGAACCUGAUGAACGGGAGGAGAGGGAGGAAUUUAGGGUACCGUCAACAGGUGCUCUACUGACUCUGGAGUCGGCUCUUCCUCAUCUGGCCCAUUUCGUAGCUGUUCAUCCGAAUGCAAGUUUCAGUACUGAUUUUCAGCCUUUAUAUGACCUGGAUCCACCUGAUCUACCGUUCGGACGGCAUUCAUUUGAGAAUCGGUCUACCAGUGUCAGCCCUUACUCCGGACCUUGGGGUUCGACGGUAACAUUGCCUAGAUUCCUGAGCUCCGAGCUCAGGGUACACUCAACGGAUAAAAUUCAUCCCACCAAACUGUCCGCACAUCGGCAUGCGGCUUUCAAGGCAUACAAAGCGUUGUAUGACAACGAAUUACUGGAUGACCAUUUCUUGCCGCUCUUCUUCCGAGACGAUGAGAUCAAGAAGCUAGAAAGCGAGGUGGAGAAACGUGUUAGUGUGGUCAGCGUGUCGCCGCAGAUGAACCCAUGGGCACCGGCGGAUGAUCGUAGCGCUGUUUGGUAUUGCUCGGAAUUGACACUGGGAGAGCUUCCCCCUUUGCGUAUGUUCACGCGUACACAGUGCCCGUCGUCAUGGUUCGAAGACGACGGUCCUCCACCACUCUUUGCUCCUCGUCAUGGUCUCAUCAAGGUCGUUCUCCGUGAUACUGGCCAAGUUGCCCUCGAUGACGAAGACAUCGCUCGAGCGCGCGAAUAUACUCGGCGAAUAUUCUGGAGCAUACAUGGUCAACGGAUGACUUGGGAUGACCUAGACUUUUCAUAUCUUUUCCUUCCUGCUCCGGGGACGGAAGAUGAUGAAUGGGAGGAUCGCCGGACAUGGCUGAAAGAGGAAAAUGAGCGCGAAGGGCGCUCUAACAAAUACGCGUUUGAUGCGAACGCACAGGAUUUUGGGGAGGCCUUUUGGUACCCUCAGGACCUCGCUAUUGUGAGAGUAGGAUUCCAAUUUGGGAAACAGAAACCGUAUAGAUUCAUCGCUUGGCGGUAUGACACUGUCAACGAGGAAGAGUUGGAGGAUAUGAGGACACGGUAUUUGCGACAGGAUGAUCUGGAAGAUAUACCGUACCCUCUCAUCGAGGCUGAGGUUUUGCCAGCAAGGAGUAAUUCCUUGUUGCCUAUCACACCUGUCACAGAUGGACCUCCAUCACCACCGAAGAAGGUCCUGCUGAUUCCGAAUUACAGUGCAGUCACGCUUAUCUCUCCGGUAGAGGCUGAAUAUGUGUUCUUACUGCCUUCGGUCCUGCGUGCGCUAGCUAUGUCACUUACUGUUCAGUCCAUGCGGGAUAGGAUGUUCACUCCAUCGUCUCAUCUUUACGCCAUUUCACCGCAGCUGUUGACUGUCGCUAUGACAGCCCCAUCGUCUCAAGAACGUUACAAUUAUGAGCGCUUGGAGACGCUAGGAGAUACGGUGCUGAAGUACCUGGUCAGCAUACAGCUUCUAUCGCAACACCCACUGUGGCACGAAGGAUACCUGUCGAGGCGGAAGGACCAUGCCGUUGCGAACGUUAGACUGGCAAAUGAAAACAUAUCUAGAGAAAUGUUCAGAUGGAUUAUCCGAGAUCUGUUCCUUAGCAAGAAGUGGAAGCCAGCAUAUAUGCAUUCCAACACAACUAUCCGCGAGAAUCAAGUAGCUGAGGUUGUUGCGACCGUUCCCACGAAGAACGAGGCCAAGAAAAAGCGGGCAAAAAAGGUUGCGGGAGCGCUCUCCACGAAAGUACUGGCGGAUGUUGUCGAAUCCACGAUUGGCGCUGCGUAUAUGCAUGGAGGGUUCGAACUGGGCUAUGAAUGUGCCAAGUUCUUCUGUCUAGACCUUACCUGGCAACCAACUGCGGAGUGCAUCUCGUCCUUGAUUGAAAGGGUCAGUGUAACCGAGCCCGAAGUCAGAAAGCGCAUCGACUUGCCGGAGAAGGUCAUGUCCCAAGUGGAAUCCAUGCUGGGCUACGAGUUUAGACACAAGCUCAUCCUUCUCGAAGCCCUCACACACCCGAGUCAUCAGCAGGACUUCGGCACGAUCUCUUAUGAACGUAUGGAAUUCAUCGGUGACGCCGUCAUGGACAUGGUGGUCACGGAUUAUCUAUAUCGUGCAGAAGGCAAGCAGUACAGUCCUGGGCAUAUGCACCUUCGGAAAUCGGCUGUCGUGAACGAGCAUAUUCUGGCCUACCUAUGCUUGAAGUGUUCUGUGAAGGUUUGCAGCUAUAUGCCUCGGCCCACAGAAUCGAGGGCUCAGAUCCAGCUAGAAGAAGAAGAGGAGGACAUAUAUCUGUGGAAGUGCCUGUUGCAUGCCAGUCCUCGUGUUCUCGAGGAUCAGCGUGUCACGUUUGACAGGUUUCAGAGGCUUUCGGAUGCGAUUGCUGACGGUUUGGAGAAUGGGAUGAUCUAUCCUUGGACAGCGCUGACUCGUCUGCAAGCGCCCAAAUUCUUCAGUGACAUGAUCGAGAGUCUCCUCGGCGCCGUAUUCCUUGACUCGGAGGGGAACCUAGAGAGGACGCGGGAUGUUAUGCGAACGAUUGGUAUCUUGCCGAUACUGGAGCAUAUCGUCAAGGACAGCGUUGAUGUGCUUCAUCCUGUUUCGCGACUAUCGGUCUGGGCUUCACGACGAGGACAGAAAGUGAAGUAUAAGUUUACGGAAGAGAAGGGUAACAUCAGUUGUGUGAUCGAGCUGCAUCAAGAGGAGGGAGGGGGUGUGAAGGUAUUGGAGGAAGCACGGGCAACUGAUGACCUUAACAGAGGCCGCGUCACAAAGGUGGAAGUUAGAUUUGCAGCCGCUGAAAAUGCUAUACAACUGUUGCAUCUAUCCUAA